This is a messenger RNA of Camellia sinensis, 309 nucleotides long. NCBI's taxonomy places the organism in Eukaryota, Viridiplantae, Streptophyta, Magnoliopsida, Ericales, Theaceae. The record is from RefSeq and is a predicted model, not a curated record.
CAGAUUCGUUUUUUCGUUUCUUUGAGAUUUCACAUCAGUGGGUUUCUAUGGUUUUCGAAGAUUGAAAGUUUGGAGCUAAGAAGAAAGUCUAAAAAUCAAUGGGUCUAUUGCUGCUUCUUCUUCUUUUAUCAGUCUUUACUGCUUCUUCUGGUGAAUGCAAUAGAGUGAGUGAAAUGGUGCUAAUUAUUUGAAUAAUGGGUUAUUAAGUUUUUGGAUUAAUGGAGGUGGGUUUGUGAAAAAAAAGAGGGAGGGUGAGAAAUGGGGGCAAUUGGUGGGGAAGAGUUGACUAAGUGGGAGGAGAUGCAAGGA